AUGGACGGCAAGAGGGGCCAGCAGUGGAUCUUGCAGCUCCCUCAUGGGGUUGGGAUGCUCCCAGCCUUUGUGUGAGCUCUUUGCUCACACAAUCACCACCACCAUCUCCUCCUUCAGCCAUGGACCAACGGCAUCAACGAGGCUGGGAAGAUGGCCCUGCUGGCCUGGGAGAAGGAGACGGGCAUCGAGCUGGUGCAAAUCAACGGGCAGAGGCGCUACGGAGGGCCCCCCCCAGGCUGGGUGGGCGGCCCGCCGCCGGCCGGCACCGAGGUGUACAUCGCCAGGCUGCCGCAGGACGUCUACGAGAACACGCUGAUCCCGCUCUUCGAGAGCGCGGGCAGGCUCUACGAGUUCCGCCUCAUGAUGACCUUCAGCGGGCUCAACCGCGGCUUCGCCUACGCCAGGUACGGCUCCCGGCAGGACGCCCAGAGCGCCAUCGCCGCCUUCCACCGCUUCCAGCUGCGCCAGGGCUGCGCCAUCGUGGUGUGCUGGAGCACGCAGAAGCGCGAGCUCGUCGUGAACGGCCUGGGCGCCUGGGUGAGCCAGCAGGAGCUGGAGGCCACGCUGCGCGUGGUCACUGAGGGGAUCUGCAGGGUCACCCUGCACGCCAGCCCCUCCCACAAACAGGCCAGGCUCGCUGUGCUGAAGUACAGGUCGCACGAGGCUGCUGCCCUGGCCAAGAAAGCCCUGAUGGAAGGGAAGCUGAGGCUCGGGCAAGCAAGGAUGAGGGUGGACUGGCUGGACCCCCAGCUGAAGCAGAAGCUGCAGCUCUCUGAGGAGGAGCCAUCGUCCAGCAGGGUGCAAGGGGGUGAGAGCCCAGCAGUGCCCCUGCCCCUGUCGCUGCAGAACGUGCUGGAGUGCCUGAACAUGCUGUGCUGGAAGCAUCACCUGAGGACACCCCUGUUCAUGACCAAGUGUGUCCAGGUGAACCCCAGCGGGUGGCAGCGGCUCUGGUACCAGGUGGUGAUCCCAGGGUCCCGUGUGCCCAUCAGUGGCUUCAUGUGGAUCUCGCCAGACAGGCAGGGCCAGAGCAAGCACGAGGAGGCCAAGGCGGUGGCAGCCCUGCACGUCCUCCGGCUGCUAGGUGAGUCCUUGGUGAGUCCCUGCACAGCCAGCUCCCUGCCUUCCCCAAAGUCUCGAAGGGUCCCCGGGAGGGUGGAGCUGUGGCACUUCUGGGAGGGUGGCAUGGGGCAGGGAGGGACUCAGGCUGGCUGAAGCACUGUCAGCUCUGAGCUGCAGGUGGGAGUUCUGACUGGAAGCACCGGAGGGGGUGUGGGGGUGAGGGCAGAGCCUGACCCUUCCCUCUCCACUGCAGGGUGCCAGCUGAAGUAGGCUGGCUCUGCCACAGCCACAACUGAGCCCUGCCCUGCUGGGCUCCCGGCCCUGUUCCAGCUUUCCUUGGAGUUGUUUGCUUCGGUUUAGAGAGCUGGCUCUGGAGGAUGAGGGCUGCUGUGCCCAGGCAGCCCUUGAGUUGGUUCUAGUUUUGGGUUGUUGGUUUUCCUGGUUCCAAGUUUGGCUUCUGUUAAGCCAGUUUGUGUUGCGUUGGAUGGGCAGAUCCUGGAGAAGCAGCAGCAGCUCUUGGAGGGGCUGCCAGCACUGGAUGCCAGUGUGAUGGAGGGAAUUCCUGCACUGGCACUCCUGGCUCCUGAGGAGCAGCCUCAGGGGAGGACAGGGCCACACACAGGGAGAGUGGUCACAGAUGUUCUGUGGGCUGGGAGAGCUGCUGUGUGGGGAGAGGAGUGCCUGUAACCUGUUUGCAUAGUGAGGAAGCAGCUGUGGAGCUGGCAGCUGUCCAUGAAUGAUUCCUCGGGAGUGGCAGGUCUGGCCACACGUUGUCCUUUUGGGAUUAAAGAGUUCUGGAGAGCACCAGCUGGGUCAUGUCAUCUUUGCCUCCUGCAUCCUCAGCUCCCUGCCUGGCCAGUGCAUCUCAGUGCUCCCCCCACACACAGGGAGAGGCAGGGGAAGGGACAGGGAGGGAUUUGGAGCCCUCAGAGCCUGGGGCUUCCAUUGUGUGGGAAGCAGCAUUCCCUAACACCUUGAUUUUUGUUGUCUUCUAUUCACUGGGCUCUUUCUGACCAGGUUUUGACACCCCUCAGUCUUCUCCAGGGGCCUCCUGAUGUCCUCUGUGUCUUUUGAUGGCCCUCUGGGAUAUCUGGUAGCACCUUUUGGAGAUUUUUCCUUUUGUUUUUCUCUGUUUCAUGGAAUAUUCCCCCGUUUUUGUUGCUAAGGAACAAUAACCAUUUUCCAUGGGAGGCUCCUGCCUUCCUUAGCAGACAC
Messenger RNA from Passer domesticus (house sparrow), 2277 nucleotides. RefSeq names its product DND microRNA-mediated repression inhibitor 1 (gene DND1). Gene Ontology annotation, cellular component: cytoplasm; nucleus. Gene Ontology annotation, biological process: mRNA stabilization; negative regulation of miRNA-mediated gene silencing. The record is from RefSeq and is a predicted model, not a curated record. Gene Ontology annotation, molecular function: mRNA binding. Lineage: Eukaryota; Metazoa; Chordata; Aves; Passeriformes; Passeridae.